GGUAUUGUUGGCGUCUCGGAGCGUCUCGGCGCUCGCCUUCAGUACACUCUAGUUCGUCGCACCGUCAACGUCUAGUGCAAUGAAGAUCCUCUCAAACUUCGCGUCCAAAGAGGACAACAACAACAACAACAACAAUGAUAACUGUGUUGGAGAUUCUCCUACAUCCAAACUAUUCUGCGUUUCGCGCAUCACACCCUCCCUGUUCCUGAGUGGUGCCCCCGCCGUCAGAGAGGAUGUGUUGGUCAGUCUGGGGGUGAGUUACGUCGUCAGUGUCGCCCCUGAGCUGCCGCCUCCACCUCUACCUCCGCAGGUUGCCCUGGUGUUGCGGGUGCCCUUGAAGGAUCUUCCCUCUGAAGACCUUCUCUCCAGGCUCCAUACCACAACUGACACAAUACAACAGGUGAUCGAAGGCGGAGGUAGAGUGCUAGUACAUUGUGUAGCCGGUGUCAGUAGAUCAGCUGCUAUAGUGCUCGCCUACCUAGUGAAACAUCAACGCCUGCCUCUGCAUGACGCAUUCACCCACCUUCGCGCGUGCAGGCCAGCCGUGCGGCCAAACACAGGGUUCUUCCGCCAACUCAUCGAGUUUGAACAGCAAACGAUGGGAACAACAUCGGUAGAUAUGGUUUUCAACUCCGCCGCCAGAACUCACAUUCCCGAUGUCUACGAGCCAGACUAUCAGAACACCCUGUGUUUCUUGAACAACAGAAACUUUGGCAAACACUAAACUCUCAUCCUGUCAUUUGUUAUUUAAGCUAAACUCAACGAAAGAUUGUCACUUCAAAAUAAUAAUAGACCUCUAACUCUGAUUGACACUGUCAAGAGGAGUCCCAGGUGUCCCCUCUAAAAAAAUGUUCUCAGCCCAUUCAAAUUUUUGUCAGAAAAUGUUUAGACUGUUCUACCGUAAAAGAGUGAUCGCUAAAAUGUAGUUUUGAUCACUAAACUUACAAAUAUCGAAUACUAAUGAAAGAGCCAAAAAUUUUGCAUAGAAAAUAUUUUAUUCUAUUUGUUUUUUUCUUUCAAAAUUCGUUAAACGUAACAAGUAUAAGGUGUAAUACUUAUCUUUACUUAAGAUCUAGACGUUUUGUUAAGAGAUUAUGUUGUGAGUAUGAUUAAAUAUGAUUUACUUUCUGACAAAUUAAUAAGAUGAAUGCUUUGGAAAACCUCCUAUGCUUUUUUUUUUAUGAAAAAGAGCAUAUAGAUUAUGUGACAAUCUUUUAUGACCAUUAGAUUAAGAUAAUAACACUAGACUAUAAGUUGGGUUAAACAAUGAAUUAAAAACAUUAUUGGUCAAUGUACAUUUCAAUUGCUUACGGUAUUGAUAGUCCAGAGAAGAUGCUGGUUGUAGGACACAGUAAAAUGGUGGGAAUGGUGCUUAGAUUUAGAAACCAAACAAAAAAUAAAAUAAAAAAUGCUGACAAGACUAAGUGUACCUACCAUUUUAUAUUUUAAAAAUCAUAAAAUUUGAUCACAAGUCUGAGUAUUAACAAAUUUUGAUAGGCAUAUUAUAUUCUUCAAUAUUAUUCAGUUCUCAAAGUAAAAA
This is a messenger RNA of Macrosteles quadrilineatus (aster leafhopper), 1540 nucleotides long. RefSeq names its product dual specificity phosphatase 28. Gene Ontology annotation, molecular function: protein tyrosine/serine/threonine phosphatase activity. NCBI's taxonomy places the organism in Eukaryota, Metazoa, Arthropoda, Insecta, Hemiptera, Cicadellidae. The record is from RefSeq and is a predicted model, not a curated record. Gene Ontology annotation, biological process: protein dephosphorylation. Gene Ontology annotation, cellular component: cytoplasm. The coding region runs from base 80 to 724 and encodes 214 amino acids. The transcript is spliced from 4 exons.